Messenger RNA from Adineta ricciae, 1617 nucleotides. The record is from the annotation of a GenBank genome assembly. NCBI's taxonomy places the organism in Eukaryota, Metazoa, Rotifera, Eurotatoria, Adinetida, Adinetidae.
AUGUUUCAUAACCAAUCAGAUAAAAAUUUAUUACCAACUUAUAGACUCUUUUUCGAUGAUAUCGAAGAACUUUUCCUCCACACGAUCUCGCUUCGUAUGCUUCAUGUUUUAAUCAUCUCGACUGGACUCUUCGCCAUUGGAAUAAUCAUUAUUUUACUCUCGCGAUCGACGAAUGUUUAUCUAUCUUAUCUCAACUCCUUCCUGUAUGCAGUAACUUUCUACGAUCUACUUCAAUUAUUAUCCUUAGUUGCACUGAAAUACAACUCAACCGAGCAAUUCUAUAAUCAACUUUGCCGUUGGCCAUACUACUUGAAAUCUUCAGCUGAAUCGGGUCAAUGUUUAACAUUGAUAUUCCUGUUUGCUUUGAGUCGUUAUCAUAUUCGAUAUUUCCUCACCCAUAACCUUCUCCCGAACACCAAUCGAAUCAACUUUCGUGCCUUGACAUUUGUUUGUCUUCUCUUCAUUGUCUAUGAUAAUAACUGGAUAACGCAUUUAAAACUGGAGAAACUUCACUUAAUCACCUUGAACGAAACGAAAUACGAAAUUAACAUUCAAGAAAUACGCUUAUCAUUCUAUGACACGUCCAAUGUGGAACUUCGUUCUCAUGAUCGUUUCAUGGCCGAUCUUGAUCGAUACUCUCGAGGUGACGAACGAACAGCAAUUAUAUCGAAUUCUCACAAUCAUUCAAAUGAUGAACUCUUUGAUAAUCAUAAAGAUGGUUCUGGUAAUGAAAUUAUAAUUAAAUUUCCAUAUGAUUUGUUUAAUCCCAUCAACAAUCGAACGAAGAGAACUAGACGACAACAAAUAUCGACUAACGAGAAGAAAAAACAUAGUUCUUAUCGAAUCAAUCGUUGUACAUACGGACAGAAGAAUUUCUAUCUAUCGAAUUUUCUUUCGCUAGUUCAUUCACUGAUUUAUUUCAUUUUACUAUCGUAUUAUUUAAUCAUUGUUCACACAUACAAGAUGUCAAAUAUGGAUACGAAUCAUCAUGAACAAUUGUAUGAAAAGUCUCGCUCCUUGGGAAGACGAAAAUCAGCUGAAUCUCAUAAACAAUCGGUAUUAAUCAUUCAACUGAGAUCAUUUCUUCGCUUAAUUACAUAUUCACAUAUAUUAUUAACUCUAACUCAUCUUUUCUACAUGUUUUCACUAACAAUUAUUCUUUGUUUUUGUCAAACACCAUUCAAAUGGCUACCAGUGAAGAUCUUCUUCAAAUCUCUUUUUCUUUUAGCCUAUUUUUCCAUUCCAUUACGUAUGUGCAUUCUAUUUAUUUAUCUCUUUCAACAUCAAUUUUCUGCUCAUAUACACUCCAUCUUUUUCUAUAUCUUCCGCACAAAGUUACGCUUUUCCUGGAAGCUACGCAAGCCGACCACAUGUUUUCGCUUACAGUUCGUUCCGUACAAGAAUGAUUACAGUCGAAAAGAACGUCUGAGAACUUGCCUGGUUCAUGAUUUGCCAUCCUCGAUUGAUGAAGAUCAACUGAAUAUCAUAUCGAAUGAUUCAGUUAUUGGCUAUGACGAAAAUAGUAGCGGAUAUAACGGUGUAACAACAAUUAUUUCUUCGCCAAUGACGUUUGCCAACGAAUCCUUAUCGAACACAUCUGUUAUUAUUAAACUGUGA